AUGGCCCCAUCCAUCGACGCCACCCACGCCGUCGAGGCAUUGCCUCACGGCGGUCUCCCCUCGUCGGAAGAGCUGAUCCAGCACAUCCCGCUCCACCACCGCAAGUUUCUCGAAGAUCCAGAGGCCCUCGCCGCUUGGCACGAACCCUACGUGCCCGGCUCGCCCGAGGAAAAGGCCCUCGUCCGCAAGAUCAGCGUCCGCCUCAUCCCCAUGAUCUGGCUCUGCUACGUUCUCAACUACAUGGACCGCACCAACAUCGGCCUAGCCAAAGUCGGCGGCAUGAGCGACGAUCUCAACCUCGAUAGCAACCGUUACAGCGUUGCACUGCUCAUAUUCUUUGUGGGCUACCUUCUCUUCGAGGUGCCCUCCAACAUGAUCUUGACAAAGUCGCGGCCGUCGAUUUUCCUGGCCGCGAUCAUGUUCACUUGGGGCUGCAUCACCAUCGCCUUCAAGGGGAUCAACUCGUACGGCGCUCUCGUCGCCCUCCGGUUCAUCCUCGGCAUCAUCGAGAGCGGCUUCUUCCCCGGCUGCCUCGUCCUCUUCUCGUCGCUCUACAAGAAAAACGAACUGUCCAAAGUUUUUGGCAUUUUCUACUCGGCCUCGAUCGUCUCGGGCGCCUUUGGCGGUCUCCUCGCCGCCGCCAUCAUCGACGGCAUGGACGGACUCGCCGGCGUCGCUGGGUGGCGCUGGCUUUUCGUUAUGGAGGGCCUUGCAACGGCCGUCGUUGCCAUGAUCGCCGUCUUUGUGCUGCCCGACUACCCGGCCACGACGCGAUGGCUCACACCCCGCGAAAAGGCCCUAGCCGUCAAGCGCCUCGUCAUCCAGAACGCCUCGACGUACACGGGCGAGGAGGUCGGUCACCGCCAGGGAUUCAUGCUCGCAGUCAAGGACUGGAAGACCUGGGCCUUUACCGUCGGCUACAUGGCCAUCAGCGGUGCCGGCACCAUCUCUUACUUCAUCCCCACGAUCGUCACCCAGCUGGGCUACAAGGGCACCGACGCCAAGCUCUUCUCGGUCCCGCCGUACGCCGUCGCGCUCGUCUUUUCGCUGACCGUCAACUUUUCGGCCGACCACUUCAGGGAGAAGCCGUUCCACGCCGCCGUCCCGGUCUCGCUGGCCGGCAUCUUCUGCGUGGUGCAGGCGACCUACGUACCCCGGCACGCUUCGUACGCGCUCCUCUGCUUUGUCGCGGCGGGCAUCUGGUCGGCGCUGCCGUGCUACCUUUCGUACGUUACCUCGGUCAUGGUCGAGCCCAUCGCCAAGCGCGCCGUCGCCAUCGCCAUUGUCAAUUCGCUCGGCAACUUUGCCAGCGUAUAUGGAUCCUUCCUCUGGCCCUCGAACACGGCGCCCGAGUACGUCCAGGGCUGGUCGGUCACGGCUGCCUUUUGCUUCCUCGCCGCCAUCGUACCCCUCGCUGUCCGGUACAUUGUCGGGCCACUCAAGGACACCGAUGCCGAAGUCGCAAAGCACGCUACCACCACGCACCACGACCACGACCACAGCCGCAGCACCGCUGCCGCAGAGACGGCUUCUUACGACGACGACAAGAAGGUCGCCGCCGACGGCGCGACGCAGUACAAGACCGCCGACGCCUAA
This is a messenger RNA of Pseudozyma flocculosa PF-1, 1596 nucleotides long. RefSeq lists its product as uncharacterized. The coding region runs from base 1 to 1596 and encodes 531 amino acids. The record is from RefSeq and is a predicted model, not a curated record. The transcript has 3 exons. Lineage: Eukaryota; Fungi; Basidiomycota; Ustilaginomycetes; Ustilaginales; Ustilaginaceae. Gene Ontology annotation, cellular component: membrane. Gene Ontology annotation, biological process: transmembrane transport. Gene Ontology annotation, molecular function: transmembrane transporter activity.